Messenger RNA from Poeciliopsis prolifica (blackstripe livebearer), 2893 nucleotides. It is a transcript of the gene cnga3a, whose product is annotated as cyclic nucleotide gated channel subunit alpha 3a. Gene Ontology annotation, cellular component: intracellular cyclic nucleotide activated cation channel complex; plasma membrane. Gene Ontology annotation, biological process: monoatomic cation transmembrane transport. The coding region runs from base 245 to 2479 and encodes 744 amino acids. The transcript is spliced from 9 exons. The record is from RefSeq and is a predicted model, not a curated record. Gene Ontology annotation, molecular function: cGMP binding; intracellularly cGMP-activated cation channel activity; protein-containing complex binding. Lineage: Eukaryota; Metazoa; Chordata; Actinopteri; Cyprinodontiformes; Poeciliidae.
UCUAAUUAUGGACAGCCUUCAGUUAUUUUUGUGGUGACUGCGCGCCGGGGACUGCUCUGCUGGGACGCCUCGCUCGGAUCAAACAAAUCACCAGCAAAAAAAAAUAAUAAUAAUUUUUUUUUUUUAAAUCCAAUUUUUCAUUCGGGAAGAUGGAACUACAUCAAAGAAAUGAGAGGAUUGUGGUUACUGGGGCCGGUUUGAGAAUGUCAGCCUGAGGAAUCAUCAGACAAGCGGCUACAACAAGAUGGCAGAAGUGUGCAGCGAAAGCUCGUUCCCAGCAAGACUUCGGCCGUCCACCAACACGUCCGACGAUGAACUCGACGCCAUGGAAAACGGGGACAGCAGGGCCCACUCUCUUCGCCAAGACGCCGCCGCGGGAGCCCUGUCCUCGGGGCCUCGUAGAAGCCCACACAGAGGUGGUGCGGCGUUGGCCAGGCUGUCUUACCUCUUCCUCAUGCUGCGGGACUGGGAAUCCCACAGAGUGAACCCUACAGAGGAGAGGAAUGACUCCUUGCUGGAGCGCAUCAGAGGCCCGGCCCUUAAAGAUGCAACCAGUGGGGAGAGCGACCGCAGCGAAACACGCAGGAAGAAAGAUCUUUCCAGUAAGUGGCCUCUCGCCACCUACAACACAAAUAACUGCAACAACACAGAUGACAAAAAAGAGGACAAGAAAGACGAGAUCAAGAAAGAGGAGAAGAAGGAGGAGAAAAAAGACGACAAGGACGGAGACAAGAAGACGGAAGAAAACAAGGACGAGAAGAAGGACGAAAAGAAAGAGGAGAAGAAGGACGAAAAGAAAGACGAGAAGAAGGACGAAAAGAAAGAUGAGAAGAAAGAUGACAAGAAAGACGAUAAAAAGAAAGAGGAGCCUCCGAAAGAAAUCUGGAUUAUGGAUCCAUCUGCAGACCAGUACUACAGAUGGCUGAGUGUCAUUGCAGGCCCCGUGUUUUAUAACCUGAUCAUGAUUGUAACAAGGGCCUCCUUUAAUGAGCUCCAAUAUUCGUACACCAAACUCUGGAUAGUCUUGGACUAUACCUCAGACAUCAUCUACUGCAUGGACACAUUUGUCAGAUCAAGAACAGGUUACCUGGAACAAGGACUGUUGGUAAAAGAUGCCAAAAAACUGAGAGCUAAAUACAGAACAACGUCUCAGUUCAAAUAUGACAUGAUUUCAAUGAUACCCACAGACCUACUCUUUCUGCAGUACGGCUUUGACAAUCCAGAGUUUCGUUUCAACCGUCUUUGCAAAAUCCAGAGGCUCUUUGAGUUCUUUGAGCGCACCGAGACGAGAACCAGCUUCCCAAACAUGUUUCGUAUCAGCAAUCUCGUGCUUUACAUCCUCAUCAUCAUCCACUGGAAUGCUUGUGUUUUCUUUUCCAUUUCGAAAAGCAUUGGCUUUGGAUCCGACACGUGGGUCUAUCCCAACAUCAGUCACCCAGAGCACGGUCGCUUGGCACGAAAGUACAUCUACUCCCUAUACUGGUCGACACUCACCCUCACCACCAUCGGAGAAACCCCAGCACCAGUGAAAGACGUUGAAUUCCUCUUUGUCAUUGGGGACUUUCUCACCGGUGUGCUAAUCUUUGCUAGUAUUGUCGGUAACGUUGGUGCCAUGAUCUCAAACAUGAAUGCCUCUCGUGCCGAGUUUCAGGCAAAGAUCGACUCCAUAAAGCAGUACAUGCAGUUUCGAAAAGUCACCAGAGACUUGGAGGCCAGAGUGAUCAAAUGGUUUGACUAUCUUUGGACUGAAAAGAAGACCUGCGACGAGAAAGAAGUUUUGAAAACUCUCCCGGACAAGCUCAAGGCGGAGAUCGCCAUCAACGUCCAUUUGGAUACGCUAAAGAAAGUGCGAAUUUUCCAGGACUGUGAAGCUGGUCUGUUGAUCGAGUUGGUGCUCAAGCUGCAGCCACAGGUGUUCAGUCCUGGAGAUUACAUCUGUAAGAAAGGGGAUAUUGGCAGGGAGAUGUACAUCAUAAAGGAAGGAAAGCUGGCAGUGGUGGCUGAUGACGGAGUCACUCAGUUUGUGGUGCUCAGCGACGGGGCAUACUUUGGAGAAAUCAGUAUCUUAGGCAUCAAGGGGAGUAAAGCCGGUAACCGACGAACGGCCAACAUCCGAAGUGUGGGUUACUCCGAUCUCUUCGCCUUGUCCAAAGAUGACUUGAUGGAGGCGCUCACCGAGUAUCCGGAUGCCAAGAAAGCUCUGGAGGAAAAGGGCAAAGCCAUCCUGAUGAAAGACAACCUAAUCGACGAGGCGGUGGCGAAUGCGGGCGCGGACCCCAAAGACCUGGACGAGAAGAUUGUGAAACUGCAGGGCAACCUGGAUCUGAUGCAGACCAAGUUUGCUCAGCUGAUGGCAGAAUUUACCUCCACCCAGGCACGGCUGAAGCAGAGGGUCACUCAGAUGGAGGAAAAAGUCAAAUCCGUGAAACCGGAGGACCUCGACGAAGUGGUGGCUGACAAAGACAAAAAGGUCCAGUGAAAAAAAAACAAUCAAAAAAACCAUCACUGGAGAACUGUGAAAGUGAUUCUCUUUUAUGUCAUAUAAAUGCCCACAUUUUUAACUAUUUGUACGUUGUGUUUAUUAUCAUCAUCACAUUAUGUGUCAAACUGUGUACAGUGAAUGCAGAGAGUCUUUUUUUGUGCUUUCUGAUUAACUGCUACUUUUGUCGUCUUCAAACAAUUUGAGUGUGUUGAGAGGAAGCACUUGUUUAUGCCAAAAAUUGGCUUUUCAUAGCCUUAGGAUGACUUUUUCCCCCCUGAUAAGAAUUCAGAUUAUUCAGGUAAAUGUAUUGCUCUUCUUAAGCUGCACUGUUUACUGUAUAAAAAUGUCAACAUUUUAAAAAGCCAGUACUGUUUAUAUGUUACUGUCAGCGUACUCUUACAAAUAUGAACG